Messenger RNA from Annulohypoxylon maeteangense, 1183 nucleotides. Its product is annotated as GPR1/FUN34/yaaH family-domain-containing protein. The transcript is spliced from 5 exons. The record is from RefSeq and is a predicted model, not a curated record. Lineage: Eukaryota; Fungi; Ascomycota; Sordariomycetes; Xylariales; Hypoxylaceae. Gene Ontology annotation, molecular function: acetate transmembrane transporter activity. The coding region runs from base 233 to 1042 and encodes 269 amino acids. Gene Ontology annotation, cellular component: plasma membrane.
GCAGUUUGACUUGCCUGUAUGGGGGAUCUCCUAGAAUAGUAAAUAAUCUAUAGUUCUAGGCUAAUGAUAUCUCGAAUAUUGCGUAUCGCAAUCGCCAGCUAUUAAAAGCUGAAGCGAUACCUUUCCUUGUGAUCGAGGAUUCUUUGGAUAAGUGCCUGUUGCUCAGCUUUAGUUGCCAUCGCCGAUUCAAUUCUCAUCAACUCAGCUCUCACCUCAUUCACAUUGACUCAAAAUGGAAAACCACAAGAUCAUCAACCAUGACGAGGAGAAGGGGUUACAACGAUCGGACACCACCGUGACAAUGCCCCCUGAGCUCUUCGAGAAACUCUAUCUUACCCCUAAGGUUCCUCACGUUGGAGAUUACAACAGGCGUUUCGCUAACCCAACACCUCUUGGUAUUGUCGGCUUCGUUAUCUCGACGUUUACCUUCGCGAUGACAUUGAUGGGGUGGGCAGGCGCUGAAGGUACAACGCCGGUAGCGGGCAUAUUCUUCUUCGUCGGCCCCGUAUUGUUAAUUUUCGCCAUGGUUUUUGAGUGGAUCAUGGGGAACUUCUUCCCUAUGAUGGCCAUGGGCUUGUACGCCGUGUUUUGGCUAUCGUUCGGCCUUUUACAGUUGCCAACCCUUCAGCUAGGCGCGCCAUAUGCCACGAUUAGCGACCCCACUGGGCAAAUGUCCCCCGAGUAUAACUCCGUCGUUGGAUUAUACCUCAUCGUGUGGGGAUUCGCCCUGUUUACUUUCUUCGUUUUCACGUUGAAGGUUAACACGGUGUUCGCAAUGAUCUUCGCCUGCGCUACUUCCGCCGUGUGGGUCUUGUCGAGUGCAUAUUUCAAGCUUGCGGCCGGAAACUUCGAGGCCGCAAUUAGCUUACAAAAGGCCGGUGGUGCUCUAUUGUUCGUCGUAGCCGCCUUAGGGUGGUAUAUGUGUGUCAUUAUCAUGGCGGGCGAAAUGCGCAUCACUCUGAAUCUGCCGCUUGGUGACCUAAGUCGCUUUUGGCCUGUGACAGAUGUAGACUUAGCCGAGGCGGCUACGCACCGCGAUUAAAAAUGCGGAGGUCGAGAGAGCAGGGGUGCAGGGGUAGGAAGGUAUGGCAGGCAAUUUGUUCGUGCUCUAGGCGGUGGCUCGUGGUUCAAUCCGUGUAUCGAUACUCGUAGAUAUAACAGUUGCGUGUGUACGAAGUAGCCU